AUGGAUAACAGCAAGGAAAGUGGCUCUGAAAGUCAGGAGAUUUCAGAGGUAAAAGUUGACAACAGCAGAGAAGAUUUGUCUAGCGAGGAAAACACACCUCAGUACGAUAAGCAAACAGAACAAGAGCUACACAUCUUAAAAAACCAAGUGAGUGAUGAUGUUAAACAGUUGUUAGAUACAGUUUUUCCUGGUGUCGAUUCCAAAGCCCCUGAGAAGGUAGUCUACAUGGAAAAGAAGCAUAUGCAAAAUCCUGUGAUACCUACAAACCCACAACUUUCAAAACAGAACAACAACUUUUUGUCAACCAUUGAUAAUUUAAGCCAUGGUUCAAGUAUUUCCGGUUUCGCAUCGACAGAACUUGAUUCAAAUUAUGCAACGCCAACUGUGCAAGAAAAUUUCAAUGCAGAGAAGAGCCAAUCACAACCUAUGUUUCUUAACUAUAAUAAUUUUCUGUCUCAUUUGCCAAAUUUAGAGAAAUAUCCGGACCAGAAAGACGAGAUAAGUGAUGAACAUUUCAAAGAAUCAAAACAAAUUUAUUAUACACAAUCAUCAACGACGCCGUAUUCAAUAUUUCAACAACCUUAUUUUCAUGGCGAACCAUUGCAAGAAACACUGAAUCUGAAACCAGUAAUAUACAAUGCUCUUAGUGAGGAAUUACCGGCACCUGUCACAUUUUUAAGCAAAAAAGGACAAGAUAAGGAUAUUACACAAAAUCAUCAUACUAAAAAUAAUGAAAGUUCGAUUUAUACAACUGAAGACAAAAGAGACAAUAUAUCACCUCUCAAAAAAGAUAAUCUUUUAGAAAGUGAUGCUUCAAAGAGUAGCGAGGAAGACUUUUCUUAUGAUUACAAAUUCGAUGCGAAAUCAGAUUUAUCCCAUUUAAAUUCCUAUCCGUCUAAUGACGUACAAGAUUACUAUGAAAAUAACCUUUUAAAUUCAGAUCAAUCAAACGCUGAAGAGGCCGUGAAAAUCAUAUAUGAUCUCUUCAAUGAUUACGAUGAUCAUCUUAGGGAUUACGAAAAUGAGCAACUUAACUUCGAAGUUGAACUUUAUCCAACUUCUACCUUGAUUCCCAUAAGCACUACACAGAAUAAUGAAUUAAAAAUUAGCAAAGCAACAAAUUCAGAUAAUACGUUUACUGCAGGAAAGGAAACAUUUAAGAUUUUUCCGUCAAUAGAAGUAAAAAUAAGCAGUGAUGAAAGUGAAAUCAGUGAAAGCAGAGAAGAUAUGGACACGUAUCAUAAGUAUAAUCAUGAAAAAGGCAGGAAAAAGCCUUCUACUGACAGAGAUAAAUACAAUUCUCAGAAUUCCCUGUAUGAUAUUCCACAUGUUUCAUCCAUGGAUCUCAGUCGAGAGGAAGAGGUACAAAAUGUAGAUGUGAAAAAGUUAGAUGAAAAUUCCAGUGAAGAAAGAACCAAAUCAUAUGGAAGUCAUACUGAUGAACAUCUGGAAAGAGAGAAUGGACGCUCUAACGAAAAAUCUACAAGUCAUGAGGAAAAUAGUAUUCAUCAAUUUAGUAUAAAUGACAAUAAUAAUGUUCCAGAUGAAAAGAAACCUAGGGGCAUUUUUAAUGCUCCAGUGGAAAGCAACAUGUCAUAUAAUGAAGGAGGCGAAUUAACAUAUCAGCAUGACGUUAGUGGUGAAAAUUACUUUAUUACAGAUGGAAUAAAUCCAACUGAAAACGGAGGCAAUGAUUCAGUAGAUACACAAGAAAGUGAUAAAUCUCAUAAAAGUUUUGACAAUUCACGAAGUGAAUCUGCGGAAGAUGUGAGCAGUACUGAAAAAUCUGAAAACAUUAACCCAUACAAUAGUUUACAAAAUAUAUUUUUCGACAGAGAUUCUGGUAGUAUCCUUCAAGGUAAAAGUAGCAAAUCAAGUGAAUCUCGCGUUGAUGAAGCAUCCAAAGAAAGCAAACAUAGUAAAAGUAAAGAUGAACUUGGUGAACAUUAUCUAAAAAAUGACAACAACAUAGAUGGUGGAGAAAUUCAGUCAGACAGUAGCGAUUCCAGCGAAGAAAGCAUUACAAACCAGCAUUUCAUUGGUAGUCAUUAUGAAGACAUUCAACAUCAGAAGGACAGUACUGUUAUUCAUAAAGAAGGAAAAAACCAGAGUGGAGAAAUUGGUGAGAAUUACCAGAUCAUCGAUAGCGAUUCAAAUGAAAGUGGAGAAAAAAUGAAAGACAAUGGCGAUUCAAGCGAAGAGAGCAUGGCAAUCUCGCAAAAUAUUUACACUAACUCAAAAGACUCCGGAGAUAUUCAACAUAAGAGCGAGAGUAUUUCAAAAGAGAAAAGUUACCAGAAUUACGACCUCGGGGGAAACUAUGAAAGAAAUGAUAAUAAUUUCAGUGGAAGUGAAGAAACUGAUGAAGACAAUAACAAGUCCACCGAAGAGAGCAUUGUAAACCAACAUUAUAUUGGUAGCGACUCAAACGAAUUUGAACUGCAGGACCACAGUUCUAGUGUUUCCAAUGAGGAAAGUAACGAUAAUGAUGAAUUUGGUGAAAUUCAUGAGAAAGAUGAUGGCAAUUUGAAUGAAAGGGAAGAAACUAAGGAGAAAAGCAGCGGAGAAAGCAUUUCAAAUCAAAUUUAUUCUGAUAGCGAGUCAAAAGACUCUAGUCACAUUCAACAUCAGAAAGAUAAUAUUGCAUUUGAAGAAGAUAGUGAAUCGACUGAAAAUAAGUUUAUAAAAGGUUUUACAAAAGUGAAAGGCGAUAUGUCUUCAGGGGAUAAAAGUAUCUCAAAAGAGAAUGAUGAAGGCUCUUCAAGCAACGAAAGUAAAAAUGGUGACAGUUCAGAGGAUAGCUCAACCUCUUGUGAAGGAGAAUAUUGUAACUCAUAUGGAUCUUCAAGUGUUAAAAUUGAUUUUACAGAGAGAGAAAGGCUAAAGAACGGAUUUCAAGAUGAACCAAACAAUAAUAGUGAAGAAGAGGCAGUCGAUCAAGAUGAUUCAAAAAGUAAUGAAGAAACAUCGGGACAAAACAAACACGAACACUUGUUAGACUAUAAAAGUUCAGAAGAAUACACAAGUUCAAUAACAAAAAGUGUGUCGGAGGAGAUUUUGAAUUUUAAGUCAUCGGAAGAACAAAAUUAUAAAAAGAAUGAAGGUGAAAAGGCAGGGGGCAAAGAACAGUCUUCUGAGAACAAAAGCUUGUCUUCAACCUCUGACACAACAUCUAGUGGCAGCAGUGAAAGUUUCGAGAAUGAUAACAAGAAAAGAGAUGGUCUUCAAAACAACAUAGAAGAUAGUGACUCUGAUGAAUACUUCCAAAAUCAUGAUAGAUGGAAUGGACAAAAUAGUCAUCAAAUUUCCGAUGAUGACGAUGAACAGGUAAAUGAAAAUUAUGAAGACGAAAAUGAAAUGUCAAAACCGAAGGAAAACAAAGAUCAAAGUACUGAAAAUACGGAAUAUUCACCAAAUAUUAGUAAAAGCUUUGAAUUAGUAAGUAGUGAUGGAGAAAGUCAUGAAAAGGAAGUGAAAUACAAAAGUUCUGAGGAUGAAUCAAGCAGUGAGGGAAGUCAUGAACAAGUAAGAAAAAAUAACCUAGAAAUGGAAGAGGAUGGUAGUGAUGGUAAAAUUGAUGAGCAAUCAAAACAAAAUACAGAAGAGACUACAGAUGAUAGCUAUGAAAAUAAGGAAGAUUUUGAAAACCAGCACAACAUAAUUGAAAGUAAGGAAGGUAGUACUGAAGAACCAGAAGAUGAGUUUUCAAAGAAACCCUAUAACAGUAAAACCAUUGAUGAAGAAUCAAAGGAAGAGAAUAACGAAGAAGGGAAGAAAAAGGAAAGCGGCAGUGAUGAAGAAUCAAAAGAUAAAAUCAUGAUUCAUGAAAAGGAAAGUUAUAGCUAUGAAAACAGUGAAGAGGAACCAAAAGAAGAAUAUGAAAAGGUUACAGAUAAUAUUGUUCAUAAGAAUUCCAAAGAGCUUUCUUCGGAGGUUUUAAUGACAGACUCUGGUGAGGAUAAUAAAAAUGACGAAGAUACACAUAAGGAGGACAACAAAAUUAUCUACGAGAACGAAGCCAAAGACCAAACAGACAAAAACACAAACAACAAAUCAGACUGUAAGGAUAAGAGAAAAGAGGAAGAUAACAGUAAUAAAGACGACAUCAGUAAUGAAAAAAGUGGUGAAAUAAGAAAUGAUGAUGAUCUUGAGAAUGCUGUAGGGAUGAUCAGUGAAAUGUUUCUAUUCGACGUCGACAAGUCAAAGAGUGGUGAACAUAACGAUUACAACUCAAUAAUGAAGCACAACACUCCAAUGAAAUAUAGCAAAGAUGGAAGAGUGAGUUGUCUUCUUAAAAUACUCUUUAAUUUACAGCAGCAGUGGUUAAAGACAAAGUAUGGUUCCAAAGACAGAAAGUAUCAUUCUAAAUAUAUGCAUCAUCGUAAAGAUUCUUCAGAUCUCCGUAUGAAGUUACCAACUUUAAAGAAAAAUUUGUAUGAAAAACCAAGAAAAAGGGGGUCGUUGUAUGGUCAAGGGCCGUUCUUAAGUUACAAACUCUACGAACCUUAUGGGUCAAUACGCUUCAUCCACAGGCCCUCUCAUCUCUUUCCUUCAUCAUAUAACAAAAUACGUAGUUUUCACUAUGACAGUCUUCAUCCUAAGCGCUAUGUAUCGUCAUUGUCGAAAUACUUACAAGGCCGAAGAAAGUAUUUGUAUGACAGCCACUCAUCCAACUUACGACCCAAAUAUGUAAGAAACGGAUAUGGCACCAGAAGAAUGCAAAUAAGUUUUGGAAAUAAGAGAAAUUAUUUUGGCAAAGUUAAUAACGAUGAAUCCCGAAUUAGAAAAGAUUUAUCAAGAUUAUCCCAUUUCUUGACAAAAAGCCAGAGAGAUGGUACUAAUGGAUCCAUUAAAGUGAAUCAAGGCAGGGUUCAUAAUAGAAACAAUAAAAAUGACUAUGAUCCAUACCACAAUGAAGUCGUUGACUAUGUGAAAAAUAUAGAUGAUGACACGGUGGUUGUUCAUCCACUUGUCACUAGGAGUAGCUACUAG
Saccostrea echinata is the source of this 4992-nucleotide messenger RNA. RefSeq names its product protein PFC0760c-like. Lineage: Eukaryota; Metazoa; Mollusca; Bivalvia; Ostreida; Ostreidae. Bases 1 to 4992 code for a protein of 1663 amino acids. The transcript has a single exon. The record is from RefSeq and is a predicted model, not a curated record.